AGGAGGCGGCGGCCAAAGGGAAAUUUCCUGCCGGGAGCCGCCGCCCCGGCCCACAGAGCCUGCCCGGCCGGCCCGGCCGCGCCGCCAGCGGCCCCCGGAGCCGCCACAGCCCCGCAGGUCCAGGAUGGAACAUUCCUGCUCGCUCCUGCUGCUCUGUGUUAGUUUCAUUUUUGCACAAGCUCUGCCACCCAACGGAACUGAGCUGCCCAAAACAACCACGAGCACCAACUCUACCGAGGAGAACACCUUGCACAAGGAGCUGCUGACCUCCCUGCUGAUCCUGGUGCUGGUGGUGAUCAUUUUCGUGGUGCUGGUGGGGUAUUUUUUCAGGUUCAGGAGACACAGGAAAGCUGUGGUCACCUCCGGCGACAAAAAGAUGCCAAAUGGGAUCUUGGAAGAACAAGAACAGCAACGGGUCAUGCUGCUCAGCAGGUCUCCCUCGGGCCCCAAGAAGUAUUUCCCUAUCCCAGUGGAAAACCUGGAGGAGGAAAUCCGGAUACGCUCGGCAGACGAGGGGAAGCUCUUCAGGGAGGAGUUUAAUUCAUUAACGUCUGGAUAUGUGCAGGGAACGUUUGAAAUGGCAAAUAAGGAAGAGAACAGGGAGAAGAACAGAUAUCCCAACAUCCUGCCAUAUGAUCAUUCCAGAGUGAUUUUGACCCAAAUUGAUGGAGUCCCACCUUCAGACUACAUUAAUGCUUCAUAUAUAGAUGGUUAUAAAGAAAAGAAUAAAUUUAUAGCAGCACAAGGACCCAAGCAGGAAACGGUCAAUGACUUCUGGAGGAUGAUCUGGGAGCAGAAAUCAGCCAUUAUUGUCAUGUUAACCAACCUGAAAGAAAGAAAAGAGGAAAAGUGUUUCCAGUACUGGCCUGACCAGGGCUGCUGGACCUACGGGAAUAUCCGCGUGUCUGUGGAGGAUUGCAUCGUGCUGGUGGAUUACACCAUCCGCAAGUUCUGCGUGCAGUCGCUCCACGAGGGAUGCAAAGCUCCAAGGCUCGUCACACAGCUCCACUUCACCAGCUGGCCGGAUUUUGGGGUGCCUUUCACACCUAUUGGCAUGCUGAAAUUCCUGAAAAAAGUCAAAGCCUUGAAUCCUGCCCAUGCUGGACCAAUUGUGGUUCACUGUAGUGCUGGCGUGGGGCGCACGGGCACCUUCAUCGUCAUCGAUGCCAUCAUCGACAUGAUGCACGCGGAGCAGAAGGUGGAUGUGUUCGAGUUCGUCUCCAGGAUCCGCAACCAGCGGCCACAGAUGGUUCAGACAGAUAUGCAAUAUUCCUUCAUUUACCAAGCCUUACUCGAGUACUACCUCUAUGGUGACACGGAGCUGGAUGUGUCAUCCCUGGAAAAACACCUCCAGACUUCCCACAGUGCAGCACCAAACCUGGUCAAAAUAGGGCUGGAAGAGGAAUUUAAAAAGCUGACCAACGUGCGCAUCAUGAAGGAGAACAUGAGAACUGGCAACCUUCCAGCCAACAUGAAGAAAGCAAGAGUCAUCCAGAUCAUCCCCUAUGAUUUUAAUAGAGUGAUUCUGUCCAUGAAAAGAGGGCAGGAGUACACAGACUACAUCAAUGCUUCCUUCAUAGAUGGAUAUCGGCAGAAGGAUUAUUUCAUUGCCACCCAGGGCCCCCUCCCGCACACGGUGGAGGAUUUCUGGAGGAUGGUGUGGGAGUGGAAGUGUCACACCAUCGUCAUGCUCACCGAGGUUCAGGAGAGGGAGCAGGAAAAAUGCUGCCAGUACUGGCCAUCAGAGGGCUCCGUGACUCACGGAGAGAUCACGGUGGAAAUCAAGAGUGACAACCUGACGGAUGCCAUCAGUGUGAGGGACUUCCUGGUUACAUUUAAUCAGAGCAACCAGGAGAAGCAGAGCAGGCUGGUCAGGCAGUUCCACUUCCACGGGUGGCCGGAGAUCGGGAUUCCUGCCGAAGGGAAAGGCAUGAUCGACCUCAUUGCAGCCGUGCAGAAACAGCAGCAGCAGACAGGGAACCACCCCAUCACUGUGCACUGCAGUGCUGGAGCAGGGAGAACGGGAACCUUCAUAGCACUGAGCAACAUCCUGGAGCGGGUGAAGGCCGAGGGGCUCCUGGACGUGUUCCAGGCUGUGAAGAGCUUGAGGCUGCAGAGGCCACACAUGGUGCAAACGCUGGAACAGUAUGAAUUCUGCUACAGAGUGGUACAAGAUUUCAUCGACAUCUUUUCAGAUUAUGCUAAUUUCAAAUGAGAAUUCUGCCUUAUUUUUUAAUUUGUCUGUAUAAAUAGUUGUACAUUAUGUUAAUUUAUUCCAUGUCACUUGGAUUGUUGACUGAACUGUAAAUACAACGUUGUGCUGGCUCUAAAAGUUGCAUUUGCUGUAUAAAGUUGUUUCUUAAAUAGAAAUAUCUUCUAAAGCAAAAUAUAAUGUUCCUAUACUGUAUAGAACUGUAAGAUGGGAUAGAAAUCUUUAUUCUAAAUAACAAAAAAUUAAUUCUUGGGGUUUUUUUUUUCCCCUUUGAGUUUUGCCACUCAUAAAUAUUUAUCAACAAUGUUCUCUCCCAAGUCUUGAAUUUUUUGACAGGUGAUUUACAGUUCAUCCUAAAAAAAGUGAAUUUUGGUGCACAUGUUUAAACAUGGUUUGUUCACCAGGGAAGUAUGUUCACCAUGAAAAUAGAUAUUUAUUUUUCUAGAUUGUUUUAAAGAGCCUCCAGGUUCUGUUGGAUUUUGAGUCCUAUUGUCCAUAGGAUAAAAUCAGUAGAAAUACAGAUUUGAAUUUUUGAAAUAACAGAACUUUCAAAGCCCUGUUAAUUUGUUGGGUUUUUUUUCCCAAAUAUUGUUUAAAUUGACUUGGAAAGGCAAUAAUGUGAUUUUUAGAAUAAUUUGCAUAUUUCAAAAGUAUAUUUUGCAGCACCUGAACUCGUCUACUUGAAGAGAAAGGCCAGAAAUGGAGUUAAAAGCUUCUCUUCUUUAUAAUCACCUGCAUAAUUUCCCAUUUCUUUAAAAUAAGAGAUAAACUCUUACUCCUUGAUUUGAUUCAGCAGGAUAAUUAAGAGGUAAAAAUUGGAAAAAAACAUUUUAUGAACGGUUUAAUUCGAGAAACAUUGAGUAUUGUAGCAAAAGUUCCUCCAGGUUCUUACCCUCCCAAAAAUGUGAUCAAAAAAGGAUUUUCCCUGAGGGGUUUAGGGUUGUGUACAGAGAUAUAUUUUUACUGAAAGCACUACUGAGAAUAGAGUUGGUGACAGAAAAUAUAAAAGUUUUUAUUGCAGCCCUGACCAGGGGCUGGAAAAUCCCCACAAUCACAGAGCACCCGAAUGUUGAAUAAUUACCAAGUUGAUCUUUCCCACUUUUCCAAAAGCAUCUCUGACUUAAUGAGCACAAAGGGGGUGAAUCUGUAAUUAAUUCCAUAACGAAUAUGCAACAGUUCUGUCUCGUCCAGCCGGGCUUUGGCCACGCAACAUCAAAGCCUUAUUUCAAACAAGCAGCUUGAACUGAGCUUUUCCCUGCUGUUCUUGCACUAUUUUAUCCCAUUCCAAUAAUCCCAUUGCACCUUGGAGCAGCACAAGGGGACGGGAAGGUGUCCCUAGGUCUCCUUCCAUUCCAUCCUAGCUGGAAAAGGUUUGGGAUAGGAAUUCCUGAGCACCCAAUUCCCACAGUGCCAUUGGAUGUUCUUGUCUUCCCAUCGCUGCACUCCUGUAUUUAUUUGUACAGUAAUUUUGCACCUCAAAAACGAGAUUGUUUAAAGAUUAAACCUGGCUCGUGGGUCUCUAUGAGAAGAAACACUCAAGCCACAGGGUUGGGUAGUGAAAGUGGAGCUGAGGAAGGGCAUGUUCCUGAAAUUCCAUCCAAAUUGAAAGAGCCAGGAUAAAUUCAGGCUGGAAACUGAUAGAGGGGGGCUCAGUCUGAUUUGUAGCACAGGGAGACUCCCAGAGGUUGGAGAAUAAUGCAAAGGAAUUCCCAUUUUCUGAUCCUGAUGUCAGGAUUUUUCUGACCAUUUAGCCCACAUUUGAAUAAUUUGUCAGAUUUUUGGGUCCCUGAGGUACAAAUUUGGGCUGAGCUGUCCAUGAAGUCAAUCUUGGUGCAGGGAGACUCCCAGAGCUUGGAAAAUAAGGCAAAGGAAUUCCUGUUUUCUGAUUUCAGGAGCUUUCCAACCAUAGACAGCCAACAUUUGAAUAAUAAUAAUAUUAAUUUGUCUGUUUGGCAGAUUUGUGGGUCCCUGUGGUAAAAAUUGAGGCUGUCUCCUGAAAUCAGCCUCAGUGCAGGGAGACUCCAAAAGGUUGGAAAAUAAAGGAAUUCCCAUGUUAACAAUCCUGAUGUCAGGAUCUUUCUGACAUUUAGCCAGCAUUUGAGCAAUAAUUGGUGUGUUGGGCAGAUUUUGGGGUCCCUGAGAUCAGCCUGAGUGCAGCAGUGAUGGGCUGUGGGGGUCUCCCCCAGGAGCUGCAGCACAAUUCCAGCUUCCCAUGAGGUUCACCAAGACCUCCUUCCAACCAGGAGCAGGAUGGAGCUCAGCUGGAACACCAAGGCCUCGCUGGGUACUCAGAUUUCAGUCGAUAACCAGAGUGAGAUAUCGAGGAGGGAAGAGAAAUGCCUGAAAUGUGACUCAGAAUUCACAAUCCAGAAGGGUUUUUGUGGAGUGUGAGGAGCUCCCUUGGCAGUUGUUGGGUGUUGCUCAGUGGCUGGAGCUCUGGGGAGUGUCUUGGAUUGGAAUUUUCCUUUGACUCUCCAUCCAUUGCAUGGAAUUCCUUUAAAAGGCCAAAUUGUUGGAUUGGAAGUGUCUUCUGAUCUGUGUGUGCUUUUGGUCACUGUGUGACUUUGAUUGUUCAUGUGUUCAGAAGGUCCCAGCUCAGCAUUUAAGCGUUCGCUUCCCAACAUCCUCAUCCCACAAUCCAUGGAAUGCCAUGGAUUCCCUGUUCCCAAAGCAAUCCCUUAGAAGUGCUUGGCUGACUUGGGCCUUAAUGAAGAAUGCAUACUGUAAUUAGCAGUGUUUUUUAGGCUAUUUUUAUGUAUUUUUUAAACUUUUAAAAUGAGCCUGACCACCCCGUGUUCAGUCUUUUGAAAUGUUUGCGUUUCCCUCGUCCCAUUUUUUGUGUAAAGUUACUGGAACUUUUCUGUAUAACCAAAAUGUAUUUAAUUUAUCAAAUCUUUAUAAUAUAUAUAUAUGUAUGUAUUAUACAGUUUCAGCUCUUUUUAUUUUUUUUUUCCUUACGUUUCUAAUUUGAUCUUGCUGUGUUUUUAAUGCCGGUGAAUGUGGCUGAAUUAUUUGUAUAUGCAAAUUGCAAGAUCUAAUACAUUCUGAUGCAAGAACAAAGCUUCCUUUUUAUUCUCCAUCUGCAUUAUUUUCCUUUAAAUCUUUUAAUUUCA
Messenger RNA from Poecile atricapillus (Black-capped chickadee), 5325 nucleotides. RefSeq names its product protein tyrosine phosphatase receptor type E (gene PTPRE). Bases 125 to 2215 code for a protein of 696 amino acids. The transcript has 20 exons. Gene Ontology annotation, molecular function: protein tyrosine phosphatase activity. NCBI's taxonomy places the organism in Eukaryota, Metazoa, Chordata, Aves, Passeriformes, Paridae. The record is from RefSeq and is a predicted model, not a curated record. Gene Ontology annotation, biological process: protein dephosphorylation.